AGCAGUGCACCUGAAGUCAACAAUGUUUUCCAAGCUAGCCCACUCUCAGACCGUUGCUGUUCUCUGCCGGGGUGUUCACGCUUCCGUGAGAUCUGCUACCUCCGUCGCCACUAAAAAAACCAUCCAAGGACCCCCAUCCUCUGAGUACAUUUUUGAACGUGAGGCUAAAUAUGGUGCCCACAACUAUCACCCGCUGCCUGUUGCUCUGGAAAAAGGAAAAGGUGUUUAUGUGUGGGAUGUUGAGGGCCGAAAAUAUUUCGACUUCCUGAGUGCUUACAGUGCUGUUAAUCAAGGCCACUGUCAUCCAAAGAUCGUCAAUGCUCUGAAAGCUCAGUCUGAAAAACUGACCCUUACCUCUAGAGCAUUCUACAAUGAUGUACUUGGUGAAUAUGAGGAGUAUGUCACCAAAAUGUUCAAUUACAACAAGGUUCUUCCAAUGAACACAGGAGUGGAAGCUGGAGAAACAGCCUGUAAGCUGGCUCGGAAGUGGGCAUACACUGUGAAAGGAAUUCCAAAAUACAAAGCAAAAAUUCUUUUUGCAGCUGGCAACUUCUGGGGCAGAACGAUGUCUGCUAUCUCUAGUUCUACUGACCCCUCCAGUUAUGAUGGCUUUGGACCCUUCAUGCCAGGUUUCGAGGUCAUCCCAUACAACGACCUACCAGCUCUUGAGCGGGCACUUCAGGAUUCCAACGUAGCAGCUUUCAUGGUUGAGCCCAUUCAAGGGGAAGCUGGUGUGGUUGUUCCUGACCACGGGUACCUCACGGGAGUGCGGGACCUCUGCACGAAGCACAAUGUUCUAUUUAUUGCUGAUGAAAUACAGACCGGUCUAGCCAGAACGGGGAAGAUGCUUGCUGUGGACCAUGAAAAUGUGAGACCUGAUCUAAUCCUUCUUGGAAAGGCCCUUUCUGGUGGCUUAUAUCCUGUGAGUAAUAAUAUUGAUUCAUUGAAUCAUAUAGACUGCGAUGCCUGGAAGGUUUGCUUGCGGCUCCGGGAUAACGGCCUUCUGGCCAAACCUACCCACGGCGACAUCAUUCGGCUGGCCCCGCCGCUUGUCAUUAAGGAGGAUGAAAUCAGAGAGAGCAUCGAAAUAAUUCAUAAGACCAUUCUGUCCUUCUGAACACAAGGCUCUUCGAGUAUCUCCGCUGACGGAUCCAAGGUGGUGUGUU
Tinamus guttatus (white-throated tinamou) is the source of this 1166-nucleotide messenger RNA. NCBI's taxonomy places the organism in Eukaryota, Metazoa, Chordata, Aves, Tinamiformes, Tinamidae. The record is from RefSeq and is a predicted model, not a curated record.